Molecule: messenger RNA, 1276 nt
Organism: Paralichthys olivaceus (Japanese flounder)
Lineage: Eukaryota; Metazoa; Chordata; Actinopteri; Pleuronectiformes; Paralichthyidae
Gene: derl3
Product: derlin 3
Biological process (GO): endoplasmic reticulum unfolded protein response
Cellular component (GO): Hrd1p ubiquitin ligase ERAD-L complex; endoplasmic reticulum membrane
Molecular function (GO): misfolded protein binding; ubiquitin-specific protease binding
Source: RefSeq, a predicted model, not a curated record
AGCAGCAGAGAUGGCUCACAGCUUCACUCAGGAGUAUUUUCAGAUCCCUGUGGUGACUCGAGCGUACACGACCGCCUGCGUCCUCACCACUGCUGCCGUGCAACUUGAUGUCAUCACCCCCUUUCAGCUCUACUUUAACCCCGACCUCAUCAUCAGGAGAUAUCAGAUAUGGCGACUGAUAACCAGCUUCCUGUUCUUUGGUUCUCUUGGAUUCAGUUUCUUGUUCAACAUCAUCUUUCUUUAUCGAUACUGUCGGAUGCUGGAGGAAGGUUGUUUCCGGGGCAGGACGGCAGAUUUUGUUUUCAUGUUCCUGUUUGGAGGAGUCGUGAUGACUCUGUUCGGUCUGUUCGCCAACGUCUUCUUCCUGGGCCAGGCCUUCAUCAUCAUGCUCGUGUACGUGUGGAGCAGAAGACAUCCACUCAUACGCAUGAACUUCUUCGGCCUCCUCAACUUUCAGGCCCCGUUUCUCCCCUGGGUGCUCAUGGGAUUUUCGCUGCUGCUCGGAAACUCCAUUGUGGUCGACCUCCUGGGCAUCAGCGUCGGCCACAUGUAUUACUUCCUGGAAGACGUGUUUCCAAACCAGCCGGGAGGAAAGAAGCUGCUGACGACACCAGACCUUCUGCGAGUCAUGUUUGACGAGCCGGAGGAGGAAGACCACCACCCCCUCCACGACCAGCAGCGGGACGAGGAGCCGCACCACUAAAAACUGAGACCACGGAAAUCAACGGAAAUCCACGAAACGAGCUGGUGGAUGCGUAAGCAAGAGAGUCACAAGAUGAGGAUUUACACCGAGUCCGGCGCCUUUUGUAAAAACAACGAAGCAGAAGGAUGAAACUAAAUCAUGAAUCAUUUUGUCUUUUCUUUACAAAUCUAAAUUCCGAAAGGAUUUUGGGAUUCGAUGGCACCACAUGUUAAAACUAGUUGAACUUGUACUUUGAGGGCUGAGAGGACUGAACCGUGACCCCUCUGCUGCUGGUUCACACAAACUGCCGACGGCCUGAAAUCCCAUCAGGCCCGUCUGCACACUCUGCACUUUCACCCUGUUGCCUUUGUGGGUCCGACGCCGGGGACAAAAUGGAAACUGCUUAGCACAACAACACGCAAACAAGUACCUGUGGGACCCCGACAACAAAACACACAACUCCAUCCUCAUCGAUAAAUAUGAGUCACUGCUGAGUUUGGACUGUUCGACGUUAUGAAGAAACCAGGUUCAUCAUGUCAGGAUGGAAAAUCAUCUACAGGAACAUUUACAGUGCCAUAAAAACCCCUCAGUACA